Molecule: messenger RNA, 534 nt
Organism: Aegilops tauschii subsp. strangulata
Lineage: Eukaryota; Viridiplantae; Streptophyta; Magnoliopsida; Poales; Poaceae
Source: RefSeq, a predicted model, not a curated record
AUGCCCAGGGGCGCGGGGGAGGGCGGCGGACCUGCCAGGUCGCCAGGCCGGCGUGGGCGAGGCCAGCACGGGCCGGCCGGUGAGCGAGCGGCGGCGCGCACGGCCCCGUGGGGGCGGGCGCGCAUGGGCCCGCGGCAGGGCUGCAGCAGGGGGUGCUCGAGGCGCGGUGCAGAGCGGGUGCGGCGGGCAGGAGCCAGUGGUGCGGGGCGCACGGCCAGCGAGCAAGGCUUGGAGUCUGGGGCGCGGCCGACGCGCGCGGGCGAGGCCAGGGGCGGCUCAGUGAGCGCGAGGAUGGUCGCGUGCGCGGUCAGUGGUGGAGGCAGAAGGAAAGGCGGGCAGCGGCGCGUACGCGGGCGGCUACGGUCGAAGGUAGAGGCCGCGGCGGAAUGUGAGCUCGGGAGCGGCACGACGACGUGCAACAAAGAGGGGGAGAAGAGGAGAGGGAGGCCGUGGCCUCACCGGCGUUGCAGAGACGAGGGUCGGCGAGGCUCGAUGGAGCCUUUGGGGAGGAGGACGGGGACGACGGCGACGUAG